GCUCCAUGCAAUUUCUUUUUAUCCUUCCUACUAACUUCCUUAUGACUCACAUAAGUAUUAUUUAACUGUAAUAUAUCCUUUAAUAUUUCGUUUUCCCUUGUCCUAUACCCAUCCCAACUGCUGAAACUUAUGACAUAGUGCUAUAUUAUUUUACUACUAUUGGAUAGCCAUAUAUUUUUGCUACGUGAUUUGCCUUCUGUAAUUGAAAUGGUUAACUGUUCAAAGUAUAGGAUAUCAACCUACUCCCUCCCCCAACCCUACCACCACACACACAAAUCAUUAUCCCUCCCCCUUUUAAAAGUUUUUGGAUCCAGCAGUUAAAAAGACUGAGGAUACGCAACAUUCUUUCUUAAUCAGCCUGGGUCCUUCAAAACACAGUACUGGGACAGUGCAUGGAUGCAUUCUGAACUUUAACCAUGAAUAUAAAAAGUAUCACAUUAACGGCGUUUCUUGUUGCUGUUGGCACAAUUGUAGCCUUGGUCGCUUUUUUCUUGGUGGGGCCAAAAUUAAAACGCUGUGUGCUUAAAAAAGAGAUCUCUUCACAACUGAAGCACAAUGAAAAAAGUUUGGUUUUCGCAGAUUUGACACCAGAAGAAAUCAAUGAAGUGAUGGAUUACCUCAAGAAAAAUUUAAAGGUUGACUUAGUGGAUGUCUCCAAAGCUAACCCUGACAACAACUGCAUUUAUUCUGUUGUUCUUCAGCUCCCCAAAAAACAAGAUGUUCUUUUGUAUUUGGACAAGAGUGGGGCAAAGCCUAGAAGAGAAGCACUGGCUGUGGUAUAUUUGGGAAAGGAAACAAACCCCGAAGUUAAAGAAUUCGUGGUCGGACCUCUUCCAAACCCCACAUACAUCAAAGAUGUUACUAUCGAAAAAUAUCAUAGUCAAAUUCCUUAUUACCGCAGACCAGCGCUUGGUAAGGAGUUUGGACAAAUUGAAGAUCACAUCACCAAGGUGGAUUUCCCAAAGGCACAGACAUUUCUGAAAGAUGUUUUUGGAUAUAAUGACUAUGAAAGUGGUUUCUUUUCUUUUUUGACCAGUGCCCCACGUGGCUACAAGUCUGGAGACAGAAAUACCUGGUUUGUUGUUUUCUUUAAUAAUCAAGGCAGUGGUUUUUAUUUGCACCCAGUAGGACUGGAAAUCCUGGUGAAUCACAAAAACCUUGAUGUCAAAAAGUGGUCCGUGGAAAAGGUAUUUUAUAAUGGGCGUUUUUUUGAGGGCAUGGAAGAAUUGGAAACACAAUACCUGGCUGGCACUCUGACUGUAGUGAAAAUGAGGAAGCCACUGCUUAAAGAUGACUUUGCGUCUCUGAAACCACCUAAAAGCUCAGUCUCUGAUAUCCCCAGGCAGUACGAGCCGCAAGGACCACGUUACAGUGUCAAAAACAACAACAUUUUGUUCCAACAUUGGAGUCUUGCAUUUGGGGCUGAUGCUAACUCAGGACUUAGACUGUAUGAUAUCAGGUUUAAAGACGAGAGAAUAGUCUAUGAACUUAGCGUUCAAGAAGCCAUCUCGGUUUAUGGAUCAAAUGCUCCUGGAGGAAUGUUAACAAGAUACAUGGAUGGAAGUUUUGGGAUUGGACGUUUCAUGUUCCAGCUGGUGCGCGGCAUUGACUGUCCUUAUUCUGCUAGUUACGUUGACACAUUUUAUCUCUUAGAUUCAGACUCGUGGAUCCGCAACAAAGAUUCUAUUUGUAUCUUCGAGUUCAACUCGGGUCUUCCACUGAGGCGGCAUUUCUCAAGCCUGGGUUCCUUUUACUAUGGUGGCUUGACCAACACAGUUUUGGUGGUAAGAAGCAUUGCGACCCUGGGUAAUUAUGACUAUGUGUUUGAUUUCAUUUUCUAUCAAAAUGGGGCUAUUGAAUCAAAGGUCCAUGCUACAGGAUACAUCAGCACUUCAUUCUAUAUGGAAGGAGGGACAAAUUAUGGCAAUCGAGUGGGCCCCAACACACUGGGAACGAUCCACACACACUUCAUCAAUUACAAGGUUGAUCUGGAUGUUGGAGGUAAGUUGAUGCUCAGUAAAACAAGCAGUUGUGAGCUAUAAAAGUGUUUUGCAUAUUAUAUACCUCCGCACGGAGUCGGUUAAUUUAUUAGAUUGUAAUUAAUUUAAUUUGUUUGGUUAAUUUAAUUUGCCAGAUCUAAGUUUGAAAUUCAUGUUUCUUCGGCUCUCUUUUCAAGGUGUCA
Molecule: messenger RNA, 2182 nt
Organism: Pelobates cultripes (western spadefoot toad)
Lineage: Eukaryota; Metazoa; Chordata; Amphibia; Anura; Pelobatidae
Source: the annotation of a GenBank genome assembly